GGUUUUCGACAUUGUUCUUAGCAGCAGUAGGAUCAGAACUGAGCGGUAAUAAGUCAAGUAAUGGCACUGAUUUUGUUUUGCUGGGUUGCUUUUCUUUUGUACCAGCAGAUUUGUGCUGCUCCAAGAAAUGAGGGCUUUAAAGAGAGACCCCUGCUGGAUAUAAGUAAAUUCUGGCAUAUAUCUGACCUGCACAUCGAUCCCACCUACCACGUCACAGAAGAUCGCACCAAAGUGUGUUACUCCUCGAAGGGCUUCCCUGCAUCCGAUCCAGGAAUCUUUGGAGAUUUCAUGUGCGACUCUCCUUACCAGCUCAUUCUGUCUGCCUUCAGUUAUAUGAAAAACGUGGACCUUGAGCCUGAAUUUAUGAUCUGGACUGGAGACAGCCCUCCACAUGUUCCAGCAGAUAAGCUGUCCCCAGACACUGUGAUAAAUAUGAUCAGCAAUAUGACACAAACCAUACGCCAGUUCUUCCCUCAGCUGCCGGUGUAUCCUGCCCUGGGCAACCACGACUACUGGCCACAGGAUCAACUUCCGGAGAAUGAAAACGACAUUUACCAGGCUGCAGCUAAACUUUGGUCCCCAUGGCUACAACCAGAAGCCCUUGUUACUCUACGUAAAGGGGGCUUUUACUCUCAGCUGAUUAAGCCUGGACUUCGGCUGGUGAGUCUGAACACAAACCUUUACUACAGCCCCAAUCACGUAACGGUGAACAUGUCUGAUCCAGCUGGCCAGUUCCAGUGGCUGCAGGACACUCUGGAGCUUUCCAAACAGAACAUGGAGAGGGUCUACGUGAUUGCUCAUGUCCCGAUUGGUUACCUGCCCUACGCUAAAAGCACCACAGCUAUGAGGGAAGGCGACAACGAAAAACUCGUGAAUAUAUUUCGCAACUACAGCGACGUUAUUAAGGGACAAUUUUACGGUCACACUCAUCGAGACAGUAUGAUGGUUCUUCUGGAUCGUAAAGGGAAGCCUGUUAACUCUAUCUUUGUGACUCCGGCUGUGACGCCAUACAGAAGUUUUCUAGAGCAAUAUUCGAAUAACCCUGGUGUCCGUAUGUAUCUGUACAACUCCCAGGACUAUGGCUUACAGGAUCUUUGGCAGUUCUACUUGAAUCUUACCAAAGCAAAUCAGGAAGAAAAGCCCAAUUGGAGACUUGAAUACAUCAUGACCAAAGCUUUUGGGAUCAAGGACAUUCAGCCAGAAAGCCUACAUGAACUCGCACUGAAGUUCGAGGAACCAGACAGCAAAGAAUUCCCGAAGUACUUCACUUAUUUCAUGGUCAGUUUCAAUGACACUGUGACUUGUACAGAGGAGUGUAAAACAGUACAGGUGUGUUCUGUACACUUUUUGGACCAUGAUACGUAUUCAGAGUGUGUGGAAAAAGGGCAAAGGCUGUGAAUUUUAAUACCAAAAGCCUUAUUAUUAUAAUUAUUAGCCAUCGUAAUUAAUUUGCAAUAAAAGGGAAUAAAUCUUAGCCUUUCUGAUGAUCUUUUAGUUUACAGCUGUUCUUUUAAGGCAAAGAGAAUAUACACAAAAAUAGACAAAUUCCAAGUGUUUCACUGCAAGAUUUAUUACUAUUACUGGCACUUCAAUUGUAGCUACAUAUGUUGUUUUAAUAUGAUGACCUUCGAAUUGAACCAAACCAUAUAUGACUGGAUAUGUUCUUUAAAUAUUUACUUUUUUUUAAUUACUCUGGGAAUAAGAAAUAAUUACAGUGCAUAGUCUGAUUUUUUUUGGUUGGUUGGUUGGUUUUUAAAUAAUUAUCACUGUCCAAAAAAAGUCAUCAUUUAUUAUCAUUGCAUUAUCAAAUAUACUUUUCAUUUCUUGUAUGAUGUACUUGAUGUACCUAAAUCUGUAUGAUUGUCAACACAGCUGGAACACAAAAACAUCCCAGAACAUAAAAUUGUACUGUACUAACUGUUAAUGUUACAAAUCAAAUAUUUGAAACCAAAAAUUAUACAAAAACAUAACUUUUGAUUCUUUUUUAAAGGGAUUUGCAUUGUUUAAAGUUAAAAAUGACAAUGUUUUUACAUAAUUUAUAUUGAGGCUGCUUUUAUUUUUUCAAGGCAUUAUUUUAUGGACAUUACUGAAGCAAUUGAUUCAUUUUAUGGGGAUUUUUCUGUAUAAAAAGUUCCUCACUGUUCAAUAAGAAACGACUGUUAAAGACAACUUUGCUCUGUUUGUUCUGUUUUGCUCAUUCUUGUGUACCUGAAUUGUAAGUUAAUUUGUGUCUGUGUAUAAAAUAAAUAAACAAAACAAUUUA
This is a messenger RNA of Tachysurus vachellii, 2263 nucleotides long. It is a transcript of the gene smpdl3a, whose product is annotated as sphingomyelin phosphodiesterase acid like 3A. NCBI's taxonomy places the organism in Eukaryota, Metazoa, Chordata, Actinopteri, Siluriformes, Bagridae. The transcript is spliced from 8 exons. The record is from RefSeq and is a predicted model, not a curated record. The coding region runs from base 61 to 1398 and encodes 445 amino acids. Gene Ontology annotation, molecular function: sphingomyelin phosphodiesterase activity. Gene Ontology annotation, biological process: sphingomyelin catabolic process.